This is a messenger RNA of Tripterygium wilfordii, 915 nucleotides long. RefSeq names its product 50S ribosomal protein L20-like. Gene Ontology annotation, molecular function: rRNA binding; structural constituent of ribosome. Gene Ontology annotation, cellular component: ribosome. Bases 198 to 575 code for a protein of 125 amino acids. NCBI's taxonomy places the organism in Eukaryota, Viridiplantae, Streptophyta, Magnoliopsida, Celastrales, Celastraceae. Gene Ontology annotation, biological process: translation; ribosomal large subunit assembly. The transcript has 4 exons. The record is from RefSeq and is a predicted model, not a curated record.
UGAGUUUUUAUGUCUUCCUGGGCCGCAUCUGCCUACUACCCGAAAGCCCUCUCGCUUCUCCCACCGUCGUCGUUGCUACCUCUCAAUAUGUCCAGUUUUCACAGUUGCAGCUGCAAAAAGAGGAAGGACUGAAGGAAAGCACGUUAACUGGAGAGGGUUGAUUUUGGUGGGUGAGGAGAGAAGAGGUGAAAGAAGAGAUGAACAAGAAGGAGAUAUUUAAGCUUGCUAAGGGGUUUCGUGGGAGGGCAAAGAACUGCAUAAGGAUAGCUAGGGAGAGAGUAGAGAAAGCACUGCAGUAUUCGUACAGAGACCGACGCAACAAGAAGCGUGACAUGCGCUCUCUCUGGAUCGAGCGGAUCAAUGCUGGCACCCGCCAACACGGUGUUAACUACGGUAACUUCAUUCAUGGGUUGAAGAAGGAGAACAUCCAACUGAACAGGAAAGUUUUGUCAGAGAUAUCAAUGCACGAACCAUAUAGCUUGAAGGCCCUUGUAGACAUAUCUCGCUCCGCCUUCCCAGGAAACAAGAAUGUGGUUUUCCCUCCCAGGAAGGCAGAGGGUUCAAUUAAUGCAUAAUUCUCUGAGGGAGGCGAACAGGAGCAGUUUCAGGGUUUGCUUGUUUGGAUGCAAGAAUAUGCAGGCAGACAUAAAUGAAAGAUUUUGGCGAGAAACAUGGGAUGUGUUUUGACCAACCCGGCCAAUCUUUAUAUUAUUUUGAAAAUGCCAUAAAUCAAAAUAUCAAAUCAAGAAACAUAAUUUUCUUGAUUCGAUAAAUCGAAAGUGAAGAGUAUUGAAGACAAGACAAGGGAAAAACAAGAAGCCAUAUAUUAUUUUGAUUUUAAUGGUUUGUUUACAUAUUUCAUUACCUUAUGAGUUAUGCCCAUGAAAAAAGAAGAAAGAAGCAGAUUCAUGUUAA